AUGCCUCAUAUUGUACUCCUCGGAACAUGCGACUCUAAGCUUGAAGAACUUCUCUUUCUCAGAACGCAAAUCCUCAAAAGCGGAGGCGAUGACACGAGGGUAACACUGGUUGAUGUAGGACGAUCGCCAACAAAGCACGAGUUGAUCACAGUAUCACAAGAUAUGUUGACCUCCAAAUAUGGCCCACUCGAAAGACAAGACUUAUCAUCACUGGCAAGAGGAGAUGUCAUAAAGUACAUGAUCUCUUGCGGGCAGAGCUGGCUCAAGGAAGCUUUUGCUGUUGGCGAGCAAGUCCAAGCCAAAGCUAUACACGGAGUCAUCAGUGCAGGAGGCACCGGUGGCACCUCUUUGGUUUCCGGCAUCAUCAGAAAUAUCCUGCCUAUCGGAUUUCCUAAGCUCAUCGUGAGCACUGCUGCAUCUGGAGACACUGGACCUAUCGUCGGCGAGACGGAUCUGACAUUGACGUAUUCUGUUGUUGACAUCGCAGGAACCAACUCUCUGCUGAGACGCAUUCUUUCGAACGCGGCAGGAGCCAUCUGUGGAAUGGCAAGAGUUUAUGAGAAGUCACUGGCCGAAGAGACAUAUGGCAAGCAACGGAAGCGAGUCGGCCUAACAAUGUUUGGCGUCACGACGCCUUGUGUCGACACGGUCCGACAACACCUAGAAUCCACUUACGACGUCGAAUGCUUUGUGUUUCACUGUACGGGCCAUGGCGGGAAAGCUAUGGAGCGCCUUGUUGAGCAGGGCGAGCUGGACGCUGUGCUGGACAUCACGACUACAGAGAUCUGCGACUACCUCUGCGGUGGAGUCAUGAGUGCUGGAGAACAUCGACUUGAAGCGUCGCUGGAAGCCGGCAUUCCUUGCAUUAUCAGCCUUGGCGCAACAGAUAUGGUAAAUUUCGGUCCAAAGGCGACUGUCCCGGAGAAGUAUCAGAAUCGCAAGCUCUUUGAGCAUAACCCAACUGUUACGCUGAUACGCACGUCGCCCGAUGAAUGCAGGCAGAUUGGCGACUUCAUCGUGGACAAGCUCAAGAAUCACGUCAGGAACUCCAGCAACGUCCAAGUAGUUGUGCCGAAGGGUGGCGUGAGCAUGCUCGCAUCACCUGGUGGCCCGUUCUAUGACGCUGAAGCAGAUAAAGCCAUCUUCUCUGCAGUUCGUGAAGGCUUGAGAGAGACCGAAACGGACUUGAUCGAGGACGACCGCGCUGUGAACGACGAGGGAUUCGCACAUGAUAUCGCAGAGCGACUUGCAAAGCUGAUGGGCCUUGUUCGUCAAUGA
Molecule: messenger RNA, 1278 nt
Organism: Fulvia fulva
Lineage: Eukaryota; Fungi; Ascomycota; Dothideomycetes; Mycosphaerellales; Mycosphaerellaceae
Product: UPF0261 protein
Exons: 2
Coding region: 1-1278 (425 amino acids)
Source: RefSeq, a predicted model, not a curated record